This is a messenger RNA of Elaeis guineensis (African oil palm), 1567 nucleotides long. NCBI's taxonomy places the organism in Eukaryota, Viridiplantae, Streptophyta, Magnoliopsida, Arecales, Arecaceae. The record is from RefSeq and is a predicted model, not a curated record.
GCAUGCAUUCCAGGUUCUGGAAGUAGCAUACUUGUCAGGAGAUGUAUGUCAAUUAAGUACAAUCGGGAAAUUUGUGAGACUAAUAAUAUACUUUGUUUUGCUUCAAAGAAACGUGGUUUCGGGACUGAACCUAUGAAGAAAGAAAAGAAUAAUGAUACGAAGAAAUUGAAGGAGAGCAUGCCUUCUGCAUCAGAAUCAAGCAAAUUGAUUUCUGGAAAGCCUAAAUCGAGAAUUAAGCGGGCACCUCAAUUAACUAGUGGUAUUGAUCGAAAAUCAAGUGAUGCAGUCUUAGAUCGGCAAUUCUUGGAGAAAGUGGAGAAUGUCAGGAGGUCUGCACUUGAGCAGAAAAAAGCUGAGGAGGACCAACUUAAUCAAGCAAUAGAUUAUGAUGCACCUAUUGAAUCGGAACAGAAUACAAUUGGUCUUGGUACCAAGUUGGGAGUUGGAGCAGCUGUUCUUGUUUUUGGUUUGGUUUUUGCUUUCGGGGACUUUCUCCCAUAUGGAAGUGUUGGCCCUAGUGAGGAUGCUACUGUAGUUGAGAAAAAACUUACAGAAAAACAGAAAGCAACACUUGAGGCAAAACUUCAAGAAUAUGAGGCAAUACUUAGCAAAUCACCAGAAGAUCCAACUGCUCUUGAAGGAGCCGCAGUGACAUUGGUAGAACUAGGAAAAUAUGAACGAGCAUCAUCUCUCCUUGAUAAGCUAACCAAGGAAAGGCCUAAUAAUGUUGAUGCAUAUCGUUUACUAGGGGAAGUGAAAUAUGAACUCAAGGAUUAUGAAGGGAGUGCUUCAGCAUACAGGAGCUCAUUAUCUGCCUCUAAUAGCAUUGAUUUUGAAGUUCUUCGUGGGCUCACAAAUUCAUUGCUUGCUGCUAAAAGACCUAAUGAGGUUGACUUGCUUCUGGGGAAAGCUUAUUCUGAUUGGGGUCAUAUAAGUGAUGCUGUGGCUGUUUAUGAUGAGCUCAUCUCUGAGCAUCCGAAUGACUUCCGAGGUUACUUGGCAAAGGGGAUCAUAUUGAAAGAAAAUGGUAAAGUUGGAGAUGCAGAAAGGAUGCUUAUUCAAGCAAGGUUCUUUGCACCAGAUAAUGCAAAGGCACUCGUUGAUCGAUAUUCAGGAAAAUGAUGGAUCAUAAAUAGUUAGUUAUGGCCUCUUAUUCCACAAGAUGCACAUAGGCAUGCAUGCUAGUGGAGGCUGACUGUCCAUGCCAUGAAUGCAUGGUUUCAUCACUGCCUAAGCACCAUCUCAGACAGCAUCAACUGCAAUAUCACAUUUUUCUCUCUGUCAGUCAUUCGCCAUUAUGAUAAUGCUGUCUUAUUAGUAGGUGUAUUUUCAUGGAAUUGAUGCUUGUACAGGGAAAUGGAGCAGGUUAAUAUGAGAAGCAGGAAUGCAUAUGGAAUUAUUUUGUGAAUGAAUGUGAAAAUGUUCUUGUAAGAACAUUGGAUCAGCUGCCAAAUGAUUGUAAAAUAUGUGCUUUCUCAUUGCUGGAUGUGCUGCUGAUGAUGUAUGCCUCUUCUUUCUGUGUAAUAAGAUUUCUUCAGUUAUUUUAAUUUCUGUAUUUUAUAUGAAA